AUGUUUCGUGAUGAGAGCAGCAAAGUGAUACAGAAGGCACAUGCUCAAUGGGGUGUUGGCGACUCCACCUCCGAAGGGCUCUCAACACAAACUUCAUCAAGCUCUCUUGCUUCAUCUUAUGCAUCCAGUGCUUCCACAAAUUCAUCUUCCUCCUCUGUAUCAUUACACACACACACGGCUCCUUCCUCCGCCAUCUCCAACACAUCGCUCAAAGCCGGGUGGCCCACAUCCCCUACUUCCACAACGAGCCAGCAAGCUUCGCCUCCUACCCCUUCGUCUCCCACUUCAUCCUCCGUCCUUUCCAUAUCUUCGGUCGCCAAUGCAACACAUCCUAUCCAUAUCCGGCCGUCGCGGCUCCCGACACCCAUCGACUCGAGCCUCGAGGACCAGGGCGUUCAGUUCUAUGUUAAUCGCUACCUCAUUGGCCACCCCGAUGAGCCCAGAUAUCCUGGCGACUUGACAAGUACUGAAUGGCUGUGGGACCCAGCCGUACAGGAUAUUAUGGCUGCCGUUGGCCUCGCCAGCCUUUCGAAUCUUAGGGGUGACACCAGUAUGAUGACAAUGGCCCGCCAAAAAUACGGACUAGCCCUACGUCAAACUGGUCGUCUUAUACAGGCUUCGAGCAUGCCGGAUUUUGAGGUUACAAUGCGCUCCGUCGUCAUGCUUGCCAUGUUCGAGGUGUGUGCCCUUACCCCCGAUGCUGUUCAAUAUGCCCCCAUGCUCGUCAAAGGGGCACAUCAAGGUAUUGCUCACGUGCACGCGCACGUUAUGGGUGGCGUUGCUUUAUUGCGAAGGUGGUUACCUAUGCCGGCAGCGGCCUUUCUUGGUGUCCGUGCCAUGGUACAGAUGUCUUACACUCUUUUCAUCCCCGCAUACAUCUCAGCAACGCCUCUGCCGGACCCUCUGUAUGAGUGGGUUGCGUUUGCCAAAACUCUCCUCGAACCUGCAGAUCAUCCAGCUACGGAUCUCGGUCCACUGAUCGGUCGAUUCAUCCAGGUAUCAACUUAUAUCAAGACCCAUGUUUUGACUGAUGGCCGGACACACGCUGCUGCGACCCUGAAACAGUUAUUCGACAUCGAUGUGUCGUUCCUGGACUGGGAGCGCAAGCUUGGGCCGACAUGGCGAUUCCGCACAGAGAAGGCUAAACAUCUUCCAUCAUCUGUGGUAUUUGAGGGUGUGUAUCAUGUCUAUUAUGAUAUGUUUGUCGCCCGAAUGUGGGGCCACUACCGAUGGGCACGCACUCUUCUGAAUCAAACUAUCAUCGAGUUCAUCAAGAAAUACCCAAAGUCCAGUACACCAUUGAUGUCACUGGCCGAGUACGGACACCGGUAUGAGAUUAUAAGAGAGCUAGCCCGUGAUACUCUUGUGAGUACCCCGACACAUUGGCGCCACCCUCUCCUUACCGACAAAUCUGCCAUGCCAGUUGAGAGGAUGGGGGGUGCGGGCUCGGGCUCAGCUGGUCUUCCUGUUCUUUUAUUCCAUCUUCAAGUAGCUGCAUGUGCCCCGGGAGUGUCAAGGACAUAUUGGGAUUGGGCAUUGGCGGUGAUGGAAUGUAUCUGGAGUGACAUGGGCAUUCUACAUGCCAAGUCCAUGAUGGAAACCAUGAGGGCGUACCGAGACUCCCUCCUGAUAAAAGAGGAAGCAGCCGAAAGCAACGCAGGCUAA
Molecule: messenger RNA, 1665 nt
Organism: Fusarium coffeatum
Lineage: Eukaryota; Fungi; Ascomycota; Sordariomycetes; Hypocreales; Nectriaceae
Exons: 3
Coding region: 1-1665 (554 amino acids)
Source: RefSeq, a predicted model, not a curated record